This is a messenger RNA of Exophiala spinifera, 702 nucleotides long. RefSeq lists its product as uncharacterized. The transcript has a single exon. Gene Ontology annotation, biological process: mitochondrial respiratory chain complex IV assembly. The record is from RefSeq and is a predicted model, not a curated record. The coding region runs from base 1 to 702 and encodes 233 amino acids. Gene Ontology annotation, cellular component: mitochondrial inner membrane. NCBI's taxonomy places the organism in Eukaryota, Fungi, Ascomycota, Eurotiomycetes, Chaetothyriales, Herpotrichiellaceae.
AUGCGCCGCAGCAGAGCAUCAGCAUCUCUGCUCAGCAGCCCACGGAGUCUCAUCUCCUCCUCCUCGACCUCAACGUCGUCACACCUCCUCUGUCGCCAAACAGUCUUCCGCCUCAGACCACGGCAACAGCCCUCGCAACCACGACAUCCUUCUUCCUCUUAUUCCACAAGCACGUCUCCUCCUCCCGACCGGAUCAUUCGACCUCUCGUCCCGCCUCCGCGCGAAGGAAGCGGCCCUCUUCUCUCUCGCCGACCCGACCGCGCGCUGCCCAACAUCUCGCGCACCUCGGUCUGGAUCAAGACGCUCCCGGUCUUCGUGGCGCUGGUGGGCCUCUCCAGCCUCGCCAUCUUCAACUACCAGAAGUCGUCCAGCUCGACGGUCAACAGCAUCCUGUACGCGCUGCGCACGAACCCGCACGCCCGCGAGAUCCUCGGCGACGAAAUCUACUUUGCGAGCCAGGUGCCCUGGAUCCGCGGCGAGCUGAGCCCGAUGCAGGGCGCCAUCGACAUCACCUUCUGGGUCAAGGGGACGAAGGGGACCGCGCAGACGAGGUUCGUGAGCAUACGGAAAAAGGGCGCCGAGUUUUUCGAGACGCUCGAGUGGAGUUUGAAGACGCCCGGCUCUGGCCCCGACGGAGGGAAGACGGUGCAGUUGCUUGAGAUGGAAGGGACGAGGGAUCCGAUUGCGGGACAGAAGAUGUGA